This is a messenger RNA of Saccoglossus kowalevskii, 4040 nucleotides long. Its product is annotated as vang-like protein 2. Gene Ontology annotation, cellular component: membrane. Gene Ontology annotation, biological process: multicellular organism development. NCBI's taxonomy places the organism in Eukaryota, Metazoa, Hemichordata, Enteropneusta, Harrimaniidae. The record is from RefSeq and is a predicted model, not a curated record.
GAGUGUAAUGGCGCUUUGUGCGCCUAAUAUUUAGGGAGUGAGUGAAAAAAAUACCCCAAUCUGUUGUGCUUGUCGCCAGUUAUCGGCGUUUUCUCAUUCUUGGACACAUUUUUGGAAUACUGCACACUUCAAAUAUGAUCUAUUGGACUACGUUUGUAAGAUAUUUGAAUACAUAGACGUGUUUCGUCUGCCGUGCGUGAAUUCGUAAUUUUUGAAGUCACAGCCAUCUUUGCUGUUCGCUGACUUCAUUUUCAUUCGUGAAUGCUAGUGGAUUUUACACCAUCGAGCAUUGAUUGACCUUCUACGCUUUCAUCGCUGCCGUUUCCUCUGCAUUACAUUGGCUAUAAGUGUCGAAAUCCUGGAGAGAGAGCUUAACUCGGCCAUAGAAGCAAAGCCGGGCUGUUUGCGGUGUGAGUACACAAGAGGUCAAGUAUUGCCAACUGACCGUACAGUGGACAAACUAUUAUUACUGUAACUCAAAGCUGUAAUUGUCAGAUGCUCUGCUUAUAACAUUAUGGACAGUGAUUCAGGACAUUCACGCAGUAGUCACCAUUCUACGCAUUCUCAUCGGAGUAGACGCAAGGACAAACAUCGUGACAAGGACAGAGAUCGUGACCGUGAACGAGAAACUGAUAGAGAAUCUGAUAGGGAACAUGGUAGACGACGUUCCAGAUCACGUGAUCGGCAUCGGGACAGAGAUCAUGAUAGAGAUCGUGGACAUGAAAGUGAUGCAAGCCAUCGAAGUCACAGAGUACGUGAUAGGUCAGUUACGAUACGCACACCGCCGAUGAUGACAGAUGAAGAACGUCCUGAGGACGAGGUCAUAGAAGUUCAGAUCUUACCACAGGAUGAUAAUUGGGGUGAAAACACAACUGUCAUUACAGGUGCUACCUCUGAAUACAGCGUAUCUAAUGAAGACUUGUCCCAAUUCACCAAAGAUAUGGAAGCAAGUGUUGGAUUUGAUUGUAGUCGAUAUAUUGGUGGAAUAGUUGGAUUGUUGUUAGGACUUGUUGCAGUUUUAACGCCGAUCGCAUUUCUCGUAAUUCCGUUAUUCCUCUGGGAGUUUGAUGAAUCUGUGUCUGAUAAAUGUAACGUCGUGUGUCAGGGUCUUCUCAUUAGUUUUUCUUUUAAAUUGGUUAUUUUGCUGAUUGGUAGCAUCGCACUGUUCUUCAGAAAACCCAAAGCUACAUUACCUCGUGUAUUCUGGCUACGGGCCCUUGUCAUGUUACUCAUUGUCGUCUUCAUCAUCUCUUACUGGCUGUUCUAUGGUUUUCGUAUAAUUGACGCACCAGCCGAGCUCAAAUUUGACAAUGACUAUGAGAGUGUAGUUGCGUAUUCAUUAUCGUUGGUGGAUGCAUUGCUCUUUAUCCACUACUUGGCGAUUGUUUUGUUAGAGAUUCGACAAAUGACAACUCAGUUCACCCUCAAAGUUAUACGAACAAAUGACGGAGAAAGUCGCUUUUAUAACAUUGGGGAGUUAAGUAUUCAGCGUGCUGCAGCAUGGGUUUUGGAACAGUACUAUCGUGAUUUCCAUGUAUAUAACCCAUAUCUUCAACAUUUGCCGUCAUCACGCGCAAAGCAGCUGUCAAGCUUCAAAUUCUAUGAUGUUGAUGGUGGAAUGAAUACCACUGUAACCGGGAGAUCACGUGCCAUCCUUGCUGCUAAUGCUAGGAGACGUGAUGCUGGCCAUAAUGAUAGAUUUUAUGAAGAGCAAGAGUAUGAGCGACGUGUAAAGAAACGCAAGGCACGUUUGGUGGUGGCAGCGGAGGAAUCCUUCACUCACAUCAAACGUAUGAAUGAAGAGCAUGGUCCGUCAAAUCCUAUGGAUCCUUAUGAGGCAGCGCAAGCAAUCUUCCCAUCCAUGGCAAGAGCGUUACAAAAAUAUCUACGUAUAACUCGUCAGCAACCACGCUGGACGAUGGAAUCUGUUCUAAAUCACCUUGCAACAUGCAUUGGUCACAAUUUUACUCCAAAGGCAUUUCUUGAACAAUUCUUUAAUCCCGGUCCUCCAAUCCUGGAACACAUAAGGGAGGGACGUAAUUCGCAACCAUGGGAACUAAUAUGCGAUCAGAUGGCGAAUUGGCCGUUGAAAGCCGAUACAACCUUCUUACUGCGUCAAGGCGAUGUCUCAUUGCUUGUUUAUGUCAUGCAUAUUCCACAUUUUCAGAUGAGUGAAGAAGCAUUUGAUCACAAAAACAACAAAUUUGUUCUUCGUCUCCAAUCUGAGACCUCUGUGUAGAUUUCUGGAGGAUUCAGUGGAUUCAAGUUAAAAAAGAAAGAUGUAUUUGUCUAGUUUGUAAAGUACGGCAUGUAAUCAGCAGUUACCGUAGUAAUCAGUACUUCAAUGGUUACUAUUUAUGUAAAAAUGUAAGUUUUAUUUUAUAUUUUGUGAACUUUAUCGUCAAUUGUGCUAACCUUCAUUUUAGUGCAUUGACCAAGAACAGUGUAAUAUUAUAGUUGGUGUUAUCUAGUGUAGCUCUUGUUAGUUUCCUGUUCAGAUUGAUGUCAAUGGUAUUGCUGAUUGAAUUGUUCAGUCUUUCUAGAUUAAUAUGGUUAAUGUUUUAUUAACAUUAAUCAGUUAUUAUCUGUAUAUCACUGUUAGAGUUACUGCAUCGUAUCUGUAUUUAAUACUUGGACCAAUGUAGCAUGUAGUGUGUGUUCCACUGAAAUAGACGAGUUGGCAUCUGUGAUGUAAUGCAGUUAUUAUGUGGCAUAUUGAGUACUAAACUGGCAUAUUGCCAAAUACUUGAUGAGUGAUGAAGGACUAAUAGGGACAAUUCCAUAAAAUAUAAACCAAUUAUACUCCUUAUAUUAUCAAUAUACUUUAAAUAUUGUUUUAUUUUGUAAGAAAAUACUUUUUUAUUGUACAUUUAGUACACAUUGCAAGGACUUCCAUGCAUUUUGUAUUGAGUUGAGCUCAAAUUUUUAGAGCCUUUUGAGAAGAUUUUUUAUCCUACCCAAACCUCAUAUUUAAUGCAAAGUAAAUUUCAUUUCAUUUUGGGGAACCUUUGAGAAAAGAAAGAACCAACAAACAUAAGUACAUUAAUGGUUUGUAACUUGUAUGUACCGUAAUCAAUUCGCAUUUCAAUAUUGUAUACAAUUUGCUGUUCUUUGUCUCCUAUAUUCAUCUCUGCACAUUCGAACUGUACAGGCCGAAAUAUUGACCCAUGCACUGUCAAGGCACAAAAAAAUUUUGUAAAAUAUGUGGUAAACAAGUGGAUAAAUGUUUGUCGUAUUAGAUUAUUUAAUAUCUUAAUUUUGAGAAUUUGUUUAAUACAGGCUAGAUAAAUAUUGAAAUAUUGCCCACAGAUAGGUUAAAAUAAUGUUUCAGUAGAUAGGUAAAUAUUCACAAGGUGUUGAAUAUUGAAAUAGUUUGACAUUGGGAUAAUAACUUGUGAGUUGAAUAUUAAUGAGGUUAAUAAUUCAAUAUUCACCUGGUUAUGUAUGUUAACUCCUAACAUUACAGUAGAACAUUUUCAGGGUCAAUAAUAGAAUAGAAUUACCUGUACUCAUUAUAAAUCUUUAAAACUUAUUUUUAAUGUCACUUUUCUGCUUAAUGUGUAUCUUCUGUAAAUUUAAAAAUUGGUGUGAAACUGGAAUCAAUUGAUGCCUAAUGUUACCCUUAAUUUGAUUUUUUAAUUUAUCACAGAUAGUUGGUUAAAUAGGCAUACUGAAAGACUUCAAUCUUUGGUCGAAUCUUCAUCUUGUAAGUUGCAAUGUUGGUGCAGAGAAAGCCACAAAAUGGGCUCUUUAGACAAAAGAACUUUUGCCUUGUUAGAAGUUUUGCUACUCUUUUGCCAUUCUCUCUGGUGAAGUGACAUCCACAGUUUUGUUGGAGUAUGCAAGAAAGCAACCCUCCCCCUCCCCAUUGUCAAUUAAAAUCACCCAAUUUAAAUUUCUGCCUUCAAUUGUAAUUUUAAUAACGUUUUUGUGAAGUUCAUCAAGCCUUUCAAGCAAUUUAUUUUUCUGUCUUUUUAUUAUUGCAACUUUGUACAGUAUUAGAUUCUUACAGAUUAAUAAAUGUUACCGACAUACAUGUA